AAUUUGUAUCGGUCAGCUAACAGAGACUCUGUCCUGUGCAGUUUGUAUCUCAGUGUCAGAGUCCGGCUCCACCGUUACACAACCUACACAACCAUGUCUACCUGGGAGAACCUGCUCCUGAUUGGGAUGUUUUACCUCCUAUUCUAUACGCCCGUCCUCCAGCCUCAUCCUUAUCGUACUCCAGUCUUUGAGAAACUUCAUGAGAAGAUUGAAAAACAUCGGAAAGAACAAGAAUUUCCCCUGGCCGUUAGCUAUUACGAAUACAGCGAUGUCCUAGAUUCAUGUUCUUUAAACCCGUGUCGGAAUCAUGGGAAAUGUGUAUCGACAGCCCCUGGGUACCAGUGCCAGUGUAAUGAAUUCUUCACGGGACAGCACUGUGAGAAACCAAUUACAAAUUGUACUGAAGAUCUGUGCAUCCAUGGAAUAUGCGUUCUAAAAAAGAUCUCUCCAAAUUUCAAGUGCAGAUGUGACUACCCGUACCACGGGCCCCGGUGUAAUACAGCCGCAGACGUUUGUUCUCCGAAUCCCUGUAAAAACGAUGGGAUCUGCGCCGUUCGAGACAAUAAUCGGUUCAGAUGCAUCUGUCCUCUACAUUAUAAAGGGACGUUCUGCGAAGUGGGGCCAAAUGACUGUUACAGGAAUGAUGGUCUUCAGUACCGAGGCCAUGUCAGCUACACGGAACGUGGCUUACCCUGCCUGCCAUGGGACUCCUACCUGCUGGCUAAAGAGAACAUGAAUUCAUUUGUCAGUGGAAUUUACAUGUAUGGAAUUGGGGAGCAUAAUUACUGCAGAAACCCAGAUGGGGAAGUCAAACCUUGGUGUUACUUUAAAGAUGGCUCAGGAAAACUGAGCUGGGGCGUGUGUAAUGUUACAGUUUGCACGGACAAUAUAAUUCACAGUGUUCCAGUCGUCCGAUCAGUGAACAGCACCACGGACAAACCGAUCGUUGCCACGGACCUCAAAGGCAAUAUCACGAAACGUAACACCACGUUACCCACACAAGGCAACACUACAUUUUCCACUUGUGGAUUGAAAGAUAUUCCUACAAGCAUCCGUGGAAGAAUAUUUGGUGGGAAAAGGACACAGCCUGGUCAACAUCCUUGGUUGGCAUCAUUGCAACUGAAGGUCAGCGUGCCACCGUACGCUGCAGGACACAUUUGUGGUGGCACAUUGAUUGCUCCAUGCUGGAUCUUGACUGCAGCUCAUUGUGUAAAAACUCUGUCAGAACCGCAGAUCUGGAGAGUAUUUCUGGGUAAAACGGAUUUGAUAAAGAAUGAGACUUAUCAGCAGUCUUUUGAUGUUAGAAGAAUAAUCAUUCAUGAAUUCUAUCGGGAGGAACCCAGGAGUCUGCACUAUGACAUUGCACUCAUGGAGUUAAAGAAAAUUAAUAAAACCUGCGCCAAAGAAUCAAAGUUUGUGAAGAAAGCUUGCAUAGCUAACCGUGAAUUUGCCGUCGGCAAAGCCUGUACGAUCGCUGGCUGGGGUCGGAUGGAAACAGGGUUGCCAUCACAGCUGCUUGAUGCGACGGUACAGCUAAUAUCACACUCUGCAUGCUCAGAUCCAAAGAGAUACGGGAAACUGAUUGAUGAUAGCAUGCUUUGCGCUGGGGUCCCGGAAGGAGGUGUAGAUGCGUGCCAGGGCGAUUCGGGGGGCCCUCUGAUCUGCGAACGUAGCGCCGUCUCUCAGGUUGCUGGGGUAGUGAGCUGGGGCGAGCUUUGUGGUGUUAAAGACAAGCCAGGAGUCUAUGCCCACGUGUUUAAAUUUGCCCAGUGGAUUGAAUCAAAAAUGAAAGGAAAUUGACUUCACUUGACAAGGCUGUAUUUUCUAGAUAUCUAGUUUCUGUUCUCACUGUAAUAUAAUGAAGUAUUUCUAACAACUAAUGGGAAAUAAUAAAUUAUUAAUUAUAAUUAUCAUUUUUCGUCAUGAGAAUUAAGUAAAAAUUGAGUUUAUUAAUAAGUUGAGUUAUUGAAACCGCUAAAAGUGAUUUAAUCAAUGAUGACAUUGUAACUUUACCCGCUUUGGGACACGUGUCGAAAUUAAAGGAUUUAAAAAAACACACAGUCUUAGAGUUGAUAGAAAUAAAUUGUGAAAUUCAAUGAUGUUUCUAAGGUUUGUUAUAAUAAAUAUUGUAUUAUUGGU
Molecule: messenger RNA, 2139 nt
Organism: Pelobates fuscus (common spadefoot toad)
Lineage: Eukaryota; Metazoa; Chordata; Amphibia; Anura; Pelobatidae
Gene: HABP2
Product: hyaluronan binding protein 2
Exons: 13
Coding region: 94-1800 (568 amino acids)
Biological process (GO): proteolysis
Molecular function (GO): serine-type endopeptidase activity; calcium ion binding
Source: RefSeq, a predicted model, not a curated record